CGUCACGUCCGCACUUGAACUUGCAGCUGAGGGGGGCUCCGGUGGACCCCUGUCUCUCUCUCCGUGUCGGUCUGUGUGCGUAAAAAGUCAUGAGGAGCUCGGCGCGGCGCGCAGCGCGCACCUCUCCUUCCGUGUGAGUCGCGGCUGCUUUUCGGUUUUCGCCUCACGGAUAUCACCAUGAGCACAUUUCAUUCGGACCUGACCUCGUAGGAACGGAUUUCCCGAUGUGACUCGGCUGAAGAGCUGCACCGACAUGUCUCGCCGCAAACAGGGCAAACCGCAGCACUUGAGCAAAAGGGACUUUUCGCCUGAGCCGCUGUCAGGUGUUUUACCAGAAGAAGACUCUCAGGACUCUCCCAGGCUGGGACUGGCUCAGGGCGAGCCCCUAAAAGGGGACCAGGACCUGCUGACCUGCGGCCAGUGCCACGCUCGAUUCCCGCUCUCAGACAUUCUGCUCUUCAUCGAACACAAACGGAGACAAUGCCACGGGAGUCUCUGUAUGGACAAAUCUUUGGACAGACCGCCGUCCUCCCCCAUCGCCUCACCCGUCUCCACGUCCUCCUCACACUCACGGACCAACCAUCAGCAUCUACGAAAAGUGUGUCACCCGGUGGAGGUGGCUGUUCAGGUGUCGCCGCGUCAUGAGGACUGUUUAACUGCACCCUUGCAAGGAAUAAUCCCCAAGCAAGAGAAUAUCACAGAUAAAGAUGAGCCCAGCACCUACACCUGCACCACAUGCAAGCAGCCUUUCACCAGUGCCUGGUUCCUGCUCCAGCAUGCCCAGAACACCCACGGCUUCCGCAUCUAUCUGGAGAGUGAGCCCGGCAGCCCCCUCACCCCCCGUGUGGCCGCUGCCCCAGGGAUGGGCAGUGACUGUGCCUCCUCUCAGCCACCCGUCCACGCCGUCCACUUGGCUGAUGGCAGUCCUUACAGUCUCCUAAAAAUGCCCGGCUCCGGGUCUGGCCGGGACUCAGCGUCUACACCUCGUGAGGGCCGUUACCCCCAGACGCCACCGCUGUUCAGUCCGCCACCACGGCACCACCUCAGUCCUGAUGAUCUGGUGCUGGCAACCCACCACCCCAGUGCUUUUGACAGAGUGAUGAGACUCAACUCGGUACCAUUAGAACCUCCUCCAAGCAUGGACUUCUCUAGGCGGCUUCGUGAGCUCGCUGGCAAUGCCACUGGAGCUUCACCUCCUCUCUCCCCCAACCGACCCAACCAUGUGCAGCGGCUCCUGCAGCCAUUCCAGCCAGGUUCUAAGCCCCCAUUUUCAGCCACACCUCCUCUCUCCACUUCUCAAUCACCGUCUGGUUCACGAUCAACCCCUAAUCCUGUCUCCACCACACUCCAACCAGGAACACCUCUGAAGGCAAAAUCUUGUGAGUUUUGUGGGAAAACCUUUAAGUUCCAGAGCAACCUAAUUGUUCACCGUCGCAGCCACACGGGGGAAAAGCCAUUCAAGUGUCACCUGUGUAACCACGCCUGUACCCAGGCCAGCAAAUUAAAACGGCACAUGAAGACACACUGUCAGAGCAAGUCUUCUGUCCUUAACGUCAAGUCAGAUGACGGCCUCUCAACCGCCAGCUCCCCUGAGCCUGGCACCAGUGAGCUGAUGGGCAGCGCUACUGAUGCCCUCAAAUCAGUGGUUGCCAAGUUCAAGAGUGAGAAUAAUGGUCUGAUGCCAGAAAAUGGAGAGGAGGAAGAGGAGGAGGAAGAGGAAGAGGAGGAAGAGGAGGAGGAAGAAGAGGAGGAGGAAGAAGAGGAGGAAGGCGAUGAGGAUGAAAUCGAGAGUAAACCUGGAAGAGGAGAAGGAACCUUAAGGAAUGACUAUCGUUUCACGCUGCGGCUGGAAGGAGCCCGUCACCACCGGAACAGUGAAGCCCUACACCCACAUCGCCGGAACUCAUCCCAGGAGCCCGGAGACGAGGACUCAACCAUGGGGUCCGAUCAGGCAGAAGAUGGAACCACCACCGCUGCCAUUAAUGGCCUGGGAUCUCUUUCCACCGACACCCUAUCCAGGAAGCUGUUGACUGGAGGGGUUAGCCCUGGAUCCCUUAGUCCCCUAUCAAAGCGUAUCAAGGUCGAGAAGGAUCUUGAUCCCCUGACACCUACCAUCCCAAACACUGAGAACGUCUACUCCCAGUGGCUAGCUGGCUACGCUGCCUCACGACAGCUCAAGGAUCCCUUCCUCAGCUUUACCGGUGGGGACUCGAGACAAUCGCCCUUUGCCUCCUCAUCUGAACACUCGUCAGAGAACGGCAGCUUGCGUUUCUCGACUCCACCCGGGGAGCUGGAUGGGGACCGCACCGCUUCAGGACGCAGCGGCACCGGAAGCGGUGCCAGUACACCCCACGGCGGCAGCGGAAACGGCAGGCCAAACUCCAAGGACGGCCGGCGCAGCGACACUUGUGAAUUUUGUGGCAAAGUUUUCAAGAACUGUAGCAACUUGACGGUGCACCGACGCAGUCACACCGGAGAGCGGCCGUACAAGUGCGAGCUGUGCAGCUAUGCCUGCGCCCAGAGCUCUAAGCUCACCCGCCACAUGAAGACUCACGGUCAACUGGGCAAGGACGUGUACAAAUGUGAAAUCUGCCACAUGCCUUUCAGUGUAUACAGCACUCUGGAGAAACACAUGAAGAAGUGGCACAGCGACCGUCCUCUUGUUAGCGACAUAAAAACUGAGUAGGCAAAGAGCAACGGGUGGGCGGCUCCGUCGCAGCUCGCCUUGCUAAAUAGCACCCCUUGGUUACUAGCAGAUAAGUGCGGGGGGGGGGGGAGUUGAGUGGGUUCCACCCCAGUAUGCAGUAUGGCCCUCGGGGAAAUAUUAUUGCAUCAAACGCAGAACUUUUUGAGCCUUUCUAUUGUGCAAUAAUUUACACGUUUUUUGUAUUUUUUGUAAUUGGACAGCAUGCUCAGUGUGUUUUGGCUACUUAGAAAGAGAAUUGUCCUCAGCUGGUGCGUUGGGUUGUGCUUGUGUUGCAGUUUAUCAUUUCUUCAACAUAAACCGCGGAGUUGACGCUGCACACGGCACACACUGUUUUACAUAUCAUGGACACGUCUGUGUUCUGUUGACAGCAGCGUCUUAUUAAAAGCAUCAAACAAGCAGGGUCACGCUUAGAACUUUGUGAAAAAGUUGAGAUAUAUGUGUGUGUUUGUGUGUGUGUGUCUGUAAGAAUCGGGCUGCCUCUGGAACACUCGGCACUGCAGCCAUUAAAUAUUUCUUUUACAAGCAGCAAUGAAAUUAACAAUAUUGAGAGAAACGACAACAAAGAGUGCCUUGGAUAUUUUACCUGCAUUACGUAACCGUCCUUUUUUUGGUAUAAGCUUCACAUGUUGAACGUUAGGGGACAUUUUUUCUGCAGGUGGAACGAGCAGGUCCUUGCAUCAAGCACCUGUUGGAGCUGUCAGAACAAACAAAAACCCAACUCUGAUAAAAAAACAGCAGUACUGUGGUGUGCUCAGGUGCUCGUGUACCCCAACUCAUUUUCAUGCCACCAGCUUAAAGCUCUUAGAGCUGAUGGCAUCAGAAAGGCUUGAAUUUAAAUCAGCUCUGAAUUUAAAGAUACAAAUUCACCAGAUCAAGUUUGAAUAUUUCACAUAAAUGUGAAUGAUUAAAAAAAAGAAAAAAAAAACUGCUUUGUAAAAAUGACACAAAUAAGGUAGAAAAAAAUGGGUUUGGGUGACCAAAGACAAUUAAAUUGGGAUGUUAUUGAUUGUGGUUUUAUCAGUAGAAAUGAAGAAGGUUGAGGCAGCGAGGGGAACACCCGCAGCUGGACACGGUGGAAGAACUGCGUGCGGCCGCGAUGUUUGAUGAAUUCUGUCCAAAUAGCACUUUAUCACUGACUAAAACACACCUACAGUCCAUAUUGGCUUCAACAGCUGUGACCUUGAGUCUGACCUUUUAAGAUCAAAGGUCAAAGGUCACUGACCGACUUAUUGCUCCAUUCUCACGUUACCUUGUUGUUGCUCUAUUUUCAGCUUUUCUCUGCAUUGUUCUCUUCACUCAGCCAUUUUUGUCUUGAAAAAAUAAAAGCAGUACGACAUA
Messenger RNA from Thalassophryne amazonica, 4045 nucleotides. Its product is annotated as B-cell lymphoma/leukemia 11A-like. The transcript has 5 exons. Gene Ontology annotation, cellular component: nucleus. The coding region runs from base 254 to 2686 and encodes 810 amino acids. Lineage: Eukaryota; Metazoa; Chordata; Actinopteri; Batrachoidiformes; Batrachoididae. Gene Ontology annotation, molecular function: RNA polymerase II cis-regulatory region sequence-specific DNA binding; DNA-binding transcription factor activity. Gene Ontology annotation, biological process: negative regulation of dendrite development; regulation of transcription by RNA polymerase II. The record is from RefSeq and is a predicted model, not a curated record.